Messenger RNA from Eimeria maxima, 3303 nucleotides. RefSeq lists its product as hypothetical. NCBI's taxonomy places the organism in Eukaryota, Apicomplexa, Conoidasida, Eucoccidiorida, Eimeriidae. The transcript has a single exon. The record is from RefSeq and is a predicted model, not a curated record. The coding region runs from base 1 to 3303 and encodes 1100 amino acids.
AUGCAACUGCCGCUUGGAACACGAGAAGAGCAUUCGUUCGAUCCACCGUUUUCUAUUUUGAAGCUCCAAUCUUCUGAUGAGAAGAAUAAAGAAGUUGAAAAAGAGGGGGCGAGGGGGACAAGGCUUCAAAAUGCGACGCCCACCAGGACACCUUCGGGAUACGCUGCCGCGGGGAAUCGACUGAAGCCUACCAUGCUUCUCGCCAUCUUUGCGUUUCUUUUUCUCCUUUUAAAAUGUGCCAGUCGUGUGUCUUUCCGUCGUAUGAACGAAGGAAGAACGAUCAGGCGACUGGCAAGACGGCGCCCCCCUCCCUAUGCUGAACAGGAUGACGACGUUUCUGCUCUUGUUGGCCUGUGUUUAGACCUAGAAGAGUCAAGCCCUGAUUUGUUGCAACCUGGAUACGGUCAGCCACCGUCAGUGCAGCGGGAUCCCGCUUUACAGCAGCCGCAAACACGGGCGCUGUUGCUGCCGCAGCAACAGCAGCCGGUGCUGCUGCAGCGACGGGGAGGACAGGACCAGGUAUUGCAGCACCACCGAGUGCAACCGACGCUUCUUCAGCAUCGGGGGCAGUGGGUGACACGGCAGGAUCCGGCUCAGGAAGGUCAACGACGACAGCAGGAGGCGUUGCUUCAGCACCAUGGGCAGCAUAUGCGUAUUCCGCCGCAGCAACGCCACCAGGAGCUGGGCGUCCACCAGCAACCAUGGCACCAAAGGGUGCUGCCGCCACAACAGCAUCAGGCGGCGAUGUUACAACAAGGGCAAGAACAGAAGGGGCUGCCCCUGCCGCAACCAGGGCAGCAGGCGCUUCUGCAGAAGCAGCAGGUGCCACAGGUGUUCUUACAGCACCAGCGACGGCAGCAGCAACAAGGGAUUCAGGGGCUGCAUGCCUCGCUGCUGCUGGAACACUCGCAACAGCAGAUGCUGACGCAGCUGAAAGAACAGCAGCUGCUGCUGCAGCGGCAUGGAGGGCAGGAUAUGCACCUGCAGCCACAGCAACACCCCCAGCAACCCUUAGUGCGGCAGCAACAACGGCGGCAGCAGAAGCAAGAGCAGCAGCUGCUACCACUGAGGCUGCCACGGUACGCGACGCCGCACGUGUUGGAGCACCAUCAGGGCUUGGAGGCGGUGCAGCCUCCUCAACAAUGGCAACAGCAACACCUGCAGCAGCAAAUUCCCAUCCCAGCGCAGCAACAGCAAACCCAAUUUCAUCCCUCGUCGUAUACCCAGCCAGCUAUUGUGUCAUUGGAACCCCCAUUCGAUCCUCCCACACAGAUUCAGGAUGAUUUUUAUCCAUCGAUGCAGAACCUUGUUGUUGGUUCGACACCCGGCAGCGCCCCUGCUACUAGUAGUACUAUUACGACUACUAGUACUACUCCUACUAUUUCUUCUAGAGGUGUACUCCAGCAUUAUCUCAGUGAUAACAGCUCAUCUGCUGCAAUGACGGGGCUGACAGCACCUCUUCUUCAUCCUCCCAUAGGAAGCCCACUGGCUGAUUCCUCCUCUGGUUUACAUUUGCUGGCGAAGGUUGAGCCCAGGGACCCAGAAGUCUCGUUUGCUUCUUCACUCUCACUAGAGCAGCCAUUUGGGGUGGGUGGAUGGUCGAGCGAUGAAUUUGAAGGCCCCCCCCUGGCAAAGCGAAUGAUGCUUGAAGUGCCUUCCGAAGGAAGCGAAGAAGCUGGGGUGUACACGCACCGCAGCUCAAUGGAUGCGGGACACGGACGAAUGCCUGCAUUUGAGGAUUCCAGUAGCUCUCCUGAUGCGUGGCUAUCUGAUUCCGUAUUCGAUAUUAAUUUACACCAACGCCAACUAGAUUCAUUCGAUUCAUCGGACUCAUUUGAGUUAUUUGACCCUUUUGCUUCCCAUGCAGAAGAAAAACCAGGAACUUCAACACAGGAAACUACUUAUGCCAGCACAUCCUCCCCGGAUGACCAGCCAAUUCUGCCGCCGGGGAUUACUUCUCAAAAAGGACCCGCUGCUGCGAGGGAGGCAGCUGUUGGAAGGGGGGCACGUGCUGCAGGGGAUGUACUUGCUGCAUGGGAGGCACGAGCUGCAGGGGAGGCGCGUGCUGCAGUGGAGACGCCUGCAGCAGGAGAGUCACGUGCUGCAGGGAAGACACGCGCUCCAGGAAAGACUCAUCCUGCAGGGAAGGCACAUCCUGCAGGAAAGGCGCGUUCUACAGGGAAGGCACACCCUGCAGGGAAGGUGCAUCCUGCAGGGAAGGUACACCCUGCAGGGAAGGCACGGCCUGCAGGGAAGGCGCGGCCUUCAGGGAAGGCACGUCCUGCAGGGAAGGCACGUCCUGCAGGGAAGGCACGUCCUGCAGGAAAGGCACGUGCCGCAGGAAAGGCACGUGCCGCAGGAAAGGCACGUGCCGCAGGGAAGGCACGUGUCGCAUGGAAGGCACGUGCCUCAGGGAAGGCACCUGUGCCAGGGGAGGCGCCUGCUGCAGGAUGGAUUGCUGGUGCAGUAGAGGCCCUUCGAGGUGGCCUUUUAGACAGUAGGAGUGAUGAUGAUUCUACAGAAGGAAGUGAUUCAGAUUCAUCGUUUAUGCUUUCAACGAGCAGCCAAGAUAACAGUGAAGAUUCGGUAGAGGAGGAGUUGUCGGAAGAUUCUUCCGAUGACAAUGAGGACAUGGAGAAUCAUCCCUUUUAUCGGCUGCCAAAACUUGGGCCGGGUGUAUCUCCACGUUCUGUGAUUAUUGAUGGUUAUCUUGGGGCAGCUGGGCGUAACUCAUUUGUGCAUCGUAGUUUGUUGUCUGUGCACCAAUUGUGUUCUCGGCAAUUUUUGACCAAUGCUGAGGCAGACGAACUAAGACGUUCUGCACAGCAAUUAGGAAUGUUUUUGCGAGGCAGGCACAGGACCCCUCUGAACUCCAAAUCUCCCUUCAGAGCGGCGUAUUUGCUGGGCCGUCGGUUCUUUCUCAUGGAUGCUAUCCUCUCCUCUCUACAAGUGCUGGGCUUCACGGAGGUGUCUAGGAGGAGUUGGGGAGAGCUAGCGAAGGAUAUCCCGUCAGUCGUUGACUACAGAUACACGAGAGGAUACGGCAAGCAGUUUAACAAAAACAUGAAUGUCGUCAACCGGCUCAGUGAAGCGCUCGCAAGUCUUAAAGAAGGAGUUAGAGCUCCUGCUAAAGAGACAGUGGCACUCAAAAGAUACCUCCUGUCGCACCUCAGGAACACAGACUUUGUUCGUAACGCUUUCGACAAGUGGAGAGAAGAUGAUACACGAUGGAUGGAGGACAGAAGAAGGGAGAAGAAUGCUGGAAGGCUAGGUAAUGCAGGCAUAGAAGACGCAAGACGCUGA